Erigeron canadensis is the source of this 3486-nucleotide messenger RNA. Its product is annotated as protein MEI2-like 2. Bases 341 to 2845 code for a protein of 834 amino acids. The record is from RefSeq and is a predicted model, not a curated record. The transcript is spliced from 13 exons. Lineage: Eukaryota; Viridiplantae; Streptophyta; Magnoliopsida; Asterales; Asteraceae. Gene Ontology annotation, molecular function: RNA binding.
UCUACUUAUAUAUACAUACACUUUUUGUAUCUAUAGAUUCCAUCCCUGUUUUUAUGUUGUUCUUUUCUUUUACAAUGAAACAAUAAAAUAAAUAAUACACACAAACCCACAACACACAAACACACAGAUAUAAUAUACAUACAUACACAAUACAUAUACAUCUCCACUAUUUCUCUAUCUCCAAAAAGCAAGAAACUUUAUCUUUCUUUCUCUGCCAUCCGAUCACGGAGAUGAUUCUUCUUUUGCAGAUUCAAUUGGGAUUUUGAUUUUAAUUUCAUAUUCAAACACCCUUUUCUUCACUCUCUUCUAAAGUUUGACCUUUUUUCAGAAGUGUUUCGCAAUGCAACAUUCUUCACAUCAUUUUCCUUUUGGUCCUUCAAAAAUAACAUCAAUGAAUUACUCGAAAGCCGUUGGUAGGGGAAGAGAAAUGUUAACUGGAUCUGAUGCGUAUAAUGAAACAUCAAGUGAUGCCACCCUUUUCACAAGUUCAUUACCAGUUUUUCCCCAUGAGAAGUUUGUACCAAAUAAUGCAGGAAAUGAAUUUCAAUCAUUGGAGGGCAAUGAUCUGCUAGAAGAUCUUGCAAUUGGCAACUUGUUACCCGAAGAAGAUGAGCUUUUAGCUGGUGUAAUGGAUGGUUUUGACCUCAAUGCUUUUACUAGCCGUGCAGAUGAGUUAGAAGAGUAUGAUCUUUUUGGAAGUGGUGGCGGUAUGGAACUUGAAUCUGACAUGGAUAACUUGAAUUUGGGCAUUUCAAAGGUGAGUUUGGGUGAUGGGGUCGUCGGUAACGGGGUGUCUCAAUAUAAUAUUGCAAAUGGAGUAGGAACUGUUGCUGGGGAGCAUCCGUAUGGAGAACAUCCUUCAAGAACUUUAUUCGUGCGUAAUAUUAAUAGUAACGUGGAGGAUUCAGAACUUAGAACUUUAUUUGAGCAAUAUGGUGAUAUUAGAACUCUGUACACAGCAUGUAAGCACAGGGGCUUUGUGAUGAUAUCUUAUUAUGAUAUCCGUGCUGCUCGAACUGCUAUGCGUGCGUUACAAAAUAAGCCACUACGAAGAAGGAAGUUGGAUAUUCACUACUCGAUUCCAAAGGAUAAUCCGUCAGACAAAGAUAUUAAUCAAGGAACUUUGGUUGUUUUUAAUUUGGAUCCUUCAGUUUCAUGCGAAGAUCUUCUUCAAAUUUUCGGGGCGUAUGGCGAGGUUAAAGAGAUAAGAGAGACCCCACACAAACGACACCACAAAUUCAUUGAAUAUUAUGAUGUUAGAGCUGCAGAAGCAGCCCUUAGAUCACUAAACAGGAGUGACAUAGCUGGGAAACGCAUAAAGCUUGAACCUAGUCGUCCUGGUGGAGCACGCCGAAACCUAAUGUUACAACUGAGUCAAGAAUUUGAUCAGGACGAUGCUCGAAGUUUUCGACUUCAAGUUGGCCCCUCAAUUGCCAAUUCCCCUCCAGGUGUCUGGCCACAGUUUGGUAGCCCAAUUGAACACAGUCCUCUACAAAGUCUAAGCAAAUCACCUGUCCUGGGUUCAAUUAGUCCUACUUUCAGCAACAAUUUACCUGGAUUGGCUUCAAUCUUGCAUCCUCAACCAUCGAAGAUAGCACCAAUUGGUAAAGAUCAUGGAAGGACUAACCGUAGCCAUCUUGAACAAAAUAUAUUCAAUGGGACUUCAAACAGCGGACCCGCAUUUCAACAAUCUCAUUCUCUGCCAGACUCAAAAUUGAGUCAGUAUAAUGAACCCAUGUCCUCUUUUGGAGGUUCGAGCUCAACUGGUUCAGGAAUUGAAACGUUAUCUGGGCCGCAAUUUUUGUGGGGUAGUUCCAAUGUAUACUCUGAACAGCCUAAGGGACCUAGUCAUGGUUUCCCCAUCACUGGUCGAUCACCAACCAUGGCUCACCCCUUUACCACAUCCAAGGCCCCCUCUGGUCCUACUCAUGGGUUCCCAAUCGCUGGACGUCAUGGAUCUUUGCUUGGUUCAUCACAACAUCACCAUCUGCAUCAUCAUGUUGGAUCUGCUCCAUCUGCUCCAACUGGGAUCCCUUUUGAAGGGCAUUUCGGUCGUUAUCACGAGUCUCCUGAAACAUUGUUCAUGAGCCCUCCUGCAUACGGUGGUGUAGGUCAUAUUGAGAGAGGCUUUUUAAGUUCUCGUGGGUCCGUCGAAAAUGGUUUUUCAAGUUUUAGUACCAUGUCUUCUCCCAGGAUCAGUCCAAUGUUUCCUGGUAAUGGGCAUUACCAGGGGAUAGGACCCACAAUAGCAGAAAGUUUGGCAGAGCGCGGACGCAAUCGGCGUGUUGACCAAAAUGGAAGUCAAACAGAUGGCAAGAAACAGUUCCAGCUUGAUAUUGAUAAAAUCAGAAGUGGGGAAGAUACCAGGACAACUUUGAUGAUUAAAAACAUUCCUAACAAGUAUACUUCAAAAAUGCUGCUAGCUGCGAUUGAUGAAAAUCAUAGUGGUACUUAUGAUUUUCUAUACUUGCCCAUCGAUUUUAAGAAUAAAUGCAAUGUCGGCUAUGCAUUUAUCAACAUGCUUUCUCCAACACACAUCAUCCCGUUUUACCAGGCUUUCAAUGGGAAAAAAUGGGAGAAGUUCAACAGUGAAAAAGUUGCUUCCUUGGCUUAUGCUCGGAUCCAAGGAAAGAUGGCACUCGUGACCCACUUCCAGAACUCUAGCUUGAUGAAUGAAGAUAAGCGUUGCCGCCCUAUCCUUUUCCAUUCAGAGGGGUCAGAGGCUGCUGAUCAGGAACCUCUAUCGUCAAAUAGUUUAAACAUCCAAAUGCAUCGGUCAAAUGGUUCAGACUCGGGAGACUCAUCAGGUAGCCCUCCAAAGGAUGGUCCAGUCGAGCAGAGUUGACAGCAGUUGAAGCAGCAGUCUUGUUAAGUGUCUAAAUUAUAAUUAUUACCUGAGACUGCUGGCUUUCAUCAGUACAUAUCGUGUACAUAACUAGUAGAGGAAAUCAAAGGUGCAGAUUUUGGUGUACUUUUGGAAAGAUAAAAUCUGAAAAUUUAAGGCUUUUGAAAUAGAGGCGAAUGAUCAAAGAGAUUACCAUUUUGCUUAUAUGUAAACCGGUCAAAUCUUGUGUUCUUCGCCUCUUCAUUUUGGGAGAUUGAUGAUGACGAAGAUGUUUAUUGCACAUAACUUUAUGCUUGUUCGAGUAAAAACAUGGUGGAAGGAUUCUCAUAAGGGUAACUGUAUAGUGUGGGCCUGUGGGGAAGUAGAUCUAACUUAUCAUGUGUUUCAACUUUUGAGUCUGUUUCUAGUUCAUGUAUUUACUAAGUAGUAAAAACCGAUGGGAACUGAAGUUGGAAACUACUUUUCUUUUUGGUUAUGUACUCUAUUCCAAUGUUGUUUAGUUGUCAUGAGCAGGUUUCAUGUUUUAGAGGAACAUCUGUUUCUUGUAGAACCCCUGUACAGGUAUAACAUGUCGUUAUCGUGCUUUAAUGACUUGUACCUGAUCUAUUAUAAUGUGUAUCAUAAAUUUUUGUUUUGCGUUA